AUGACUACAGCCCCCAUCGGUAUUGUCUUGAAUCAACCCUCUAGAACCGACAGCAAACGAAUGCCGAACAAUGUCCAGGCGUACCUGGAAAAGACUCUCAAGGAGAGGAUCAUGUAUAUCGACGGAGCCAUGGGAACCAUGAUCCAACGUCUUCGCUUGUCCGAGGAAGACUUUAGAGGCGAGGAAUUCAAGAACCAUACCAAGGAUCUCAAGGGAAACAACGAUAUGUUGGUCUUCACCCUGCCAGACGCCAUCGAGCACAUCCACUGGCAGUACCUCGACGCAGGAGCAGACAUGGUCGAGACCAACACCUUCUCCUCAACAUCCAUCGCUCAAUUGGAUUACGGUCUGGAGAACGAGGCCUACAGGAUGAACAAGGUCGCUGCAGAGGUCGCCAAGCGUGCCUGUGAUAGGGUAACUGCGCAAACGCCAGAUCGCCCUCGCUUUGUCUGCGGUGCUUUGGGACCCACCAACAGAACCUGCUCAAUCUCGCCCUCGGUCGAGAACCCUGCCUUCAGAAACGUCACCUUUGACGAGUUGGUCGAGGCGUACAAGGAGCAGACUAGAGGUCUUUUGGAUGGAGGCGCUGAUAUUCUCUUGGUCGAGACCAUUUUCGAUACCCUUAACGCCAAGGCUGCGCUUUUCGCCAUCGACCUCUGCUUCGCCGAGGGCUGCCGCGUGACACCCGUCUUUGUUUCGGGAACAAUUGUCGAUAUGUCUGGACGCACGCUCAGUGGACAGACUGGAGAGGCGUUUGUUGUUUCGAUGAAGCACGCAAACCCUAUGGCCAUUGGUCUCAACUGUGCCUUGGGAGCAGAUCAGAUGCGCCCCUUCAUUUACAACAUUGGCCAAGCCGCCAAGACCCAUGUUAUCUGCUACCCUAACGCUGGUCUUCCUAACGCUUUCGGAGAGUACGACGAGUCGCCCGAAGACAUGGCCAAGCAGGUUGUGGUGUUUGCACAAGAGGGCUUGGUUUCGAUCAUCGGAGGAUGCUGCGGUACCACUCCCGACCAUAUCCGCGCCAUUGCCAAUGCUUGCAAGUCUUAUGCACCCCGCAAGUUUGAGAAGGAUCCCGUCAUCAGCGGCAUGCUGCUUUCAGGAUUGGAGCCCCUCCGCGUCGACCAGUCCACCAACUUUGUCAACAUUGGAGAGCGCUGCAACGUUGCUGGAUCACGCAAGUUCGCCCGCCACGUCUUGAAGGGCCAGUACGACGAGUGUCUCGCCAUUGCGCGAGCCCAGGUCGAGAGCGGAGCCCAGAUUGUCGAUGUCAACUUUGACGAAGGAAUGUUGGAUGGUGUCGCCGCUAUGACCCGCUUCCUCAACCUGCUGAGCAGUGAUCCCGAUGUCUCCAAGGUUCCUCUUAUGGUCGAUUCGUCCAACUUUGCUGUUAUCGAGGCAGGAUUGAAGUGCGCUCAGGGAAAGUGCAUCGUCAACAGUAUCUCCCUCAAGGCUGGUGAGGAAGAGUUCAUUCGCCAGGCUACUAUUGUUCGUCGUUUCGGUGCUGCUGUCGUCGUCAUGGCUUUCGAUGAGCUCGGGCAGGCUGAUACUAAAGAGCGCAAGUUUGAGAUCUGUUCGCGCUCGUACCAUAUCCUCGUGGACCAGGUGGGAUUCAACCCCAACGACAUCAUCUUUGAUCCCAACAUUCUCACCAUCUGUACCGGUAUGGAGGAGCACAACAACUACGGAGUCGAGUUCAUUGAGGCCAUCAAGUUAAUCAAGGCCAACUUGCCAGGCGCCAAGAUCAGUGGAGGUGUCUCCAACUUGUCCUUCUCCUUCCGUGGUAUGGAGAUCAUUCGUGAGGCCAUGCACUCUGUUUUCCUGUACCACGCUAUCAAGGUCGGCAUGGAUAUGGGUAUCGUCAACGCCGGUUUCUUGACAGUCUACGAUGACAUUCCCAAGGAUCUCUUGCAGCUCUGCGAGGACGCUGUCUGGAACCGUGACCCCGAGGUGACCGACAAGUUGCUCGCCUAUGCCCAGGCCAACGCCAAGGGUGCCAAGAAGGAGGCCGAGACCGAGGAAUGGCGCCUCAAGCCCGUCGCCGAGCGUUUGUCGUACGCCUUGGUCAAAGGAAUCGUCAAGUUCAUUGUGGAGGAUACUGAGGAGGCGCGCCAGGAUCUGCAAAAGUACCCCCGCCCCUUGAACGUUAUUGAAGGUCCCUUGAUGAGCGGUAUGAGUAUUGUCGGAGACCUCUUCGGAGCCGGAAAGAUGUUCUUGCCUCAGGUCAUCAAGUCUGCUCGUGUCAUGAAGACCGCCGUCGCCCAUUUGAUUCCUUUCAUGGAGAUUGAGCGUCUCAAGAACAUUGCCGAGCAGGGUCUCGCUGACGAUGACAACUGGUAUUCUGGCACCGUUCUCAUGGCGACUGUCAAGGGUGAUGUCCACGAUAUCGGCAAGAACAUUGUGGCCGUCGUUCUCGGAUGCAACAACUACAGAGUCAUCGAUCUCGGAGUCAUGACCCCCUGCGACAAGAUUAUCCAGACCGCCAUCAAGGAGAAGGUCGAUAUCAUUGGACUGUCGGGACUUAUUACUCCUUCGCUCGACGAGAUGAUUCACGUUGCUAAGGAGGCUGAGCGCGCUGGAUUGAAGAUCCCCAUCUUGAUUGGUGGCGCCACCACCUCCAAGACCCACACAGCCGUCAAGGUCGCUCCCCGCUACGCUCAGCCCGCCAUUCACGUCCUGGAUGCCUCCAAGAGUGUCGUCGUCGUGUCGAGCUUGCUGGAUGACAAGGUCAGGGAGGACUUUAUUGACGACAUCAACGAGGAGUACGCGGAGAUUCGCGAGGACCACUACGACGGACUCAAGGAUCGCCGCUACCUCACCUUGGCUGCUGCCCGUGAACAAAGAAUGGUUUUGGACUGGACCCAGGAGAAGAUCAUCAAGCCCUCGUUCAUGGGCACCAAGGUCUUCAAGGACAUUGACCUCAACUCCGUGAUCAGCCAUAUCGACUGGAGCCCUUUCUUCCAGGUCUGGCAGCUUCGUGGCAAGUACCCUAACCGUGGAUACCCCAAGAUCUUUAACGACGAGACGGUUGGUGCCGAGGCCAAGAAGUUGCACGAUGAGGCUCUUGCUAUGAUGAAGACGAUGAUCGACAAGAAGCAGCUCACUGCCACCGGUAUUGUCGGCUUCUACCCUGCCAACAGCGUCGGCGAUGAUAUCGAGAUCUACGAGGACGAGACCCGCUCCAAGGUUGUUGCCAAGUUUUAUGGAUUGAGACAGCAGGCCGAGAAGGAGAAGGAGUCGAACGAGAAAUACAUGUGUCUCUCGGAUUUCGUCGCCCCCAAGGAGAGUGGUAUUGCCGACUACUUGUCGAUGUUUGCCGUCACCUCUGGUUUCGGAUGCGAUGAGCUCUGCGAGAAGUUCAAGGCCAAUCACGAUGACUACAGCUCGAUCAUGGCCAAGUCUCUGGCUGACCGUCUUGCUGAGGCCUUUGCCGAGAAGUUACACGAGGAUAUUCGUCGCGAGCACUGGGGAUAUGCCCCUGACGAGGCCAUGAAUGUCAGUGACAUGUUGUCGAUCAAGUACCAGGGUAUCCGCCCUGCUCCUGGUUACCCCUCGCAGCCUGACCACACCGAGAAGAAAACGAUGUGGGAGUUGGGCAACAUCGAAGCUCAGACUGGUAUCAGCUUGACCGAGUCCUUGGCCAUGGAUCCCGGCGCAUCUGUCUCUGCUAUUGUUUUCGGACGCGGCCAGUACUUUGCCGUGGGCAAGGUCAGUGAGGACCAGAUCACGGACUACUCUGCACGCAAGAACAUGGAGAAGCGCGAGGUUGAGACCUGGCUCGGAUCCAUCCUCGCCUACGACAACGAGUAG
Linnemannia hyalina is the source of this 3807-nucleotide messenger RNA. NCBI's taxonomy places the organism in Eukaryota, Fungi, Mortierellomycota, Mortierellomycetes, Mortierellales, Mortierellaceae. The record is from the annotation of a GenBank genome assembly.